Messenger RNA from Rana temporaria (common frog), 5268 nucleotides. It is a transcript of the gene DCAF1, whose product is annotated as DDB1 and CUL4 associated factor 1. Gene Ontology annotation, biological process: protein ubiquitination. The record is from RefSeq and is a predicted model, not a curated record. Gene Ontology annotation, cellular component: Cul4-RING E3 ubiquitin ligase complex; nucleus. The transcript is spliced from 25 exons. Lineage: Eukaryota; Metazoa; Chordata; Amphibia; Anura; Ranidae. Bases 100 to 4593 code for a protein of 1497 amino acids. Gene Ontology annotation, molecular function: nuclear estrogen receptor binding; histone H2AT120 kinase activity.
GAGAGCCUGAGAGAGCGUGAGAGACACAGAGAGAACCGCGGCCCGGGGUGAGAGACACCGAACCGGACUGAGGGGGAGGGACCGGGAGAGGCCUGAGACAUGGCGUCCGCAGGGACAUUUGUGGACUCCAAGUCCGAGCUGACAGCCCUGCUGGAGCAGUGGGAGAGCGGACAUGGCGGAGGUCAGGAUAUGGUGCCAAUAUUAACAAGAAUGGCUGAGCUGAUCGAGAAGGAGACGGAGGAAUAUCGCAAAGGUGACCCCGACCCCUUCGAUGACCGACACCCGGGACGGGCAAACCCCGAUUGCAUGCUGGGACACCUUCUCCGCAUUCUCUUUAAGAAUGAUGACUUUAUGAAUGCACUGGUGAACGCCUACGUCAUGACCAGUCGGGAGCCGCCUCUGAAUACGGCAGCCUGUCGGCUUUUGCUCGACAUCAUGCCGGGUCUGGAAACAGCCGUGGUGUUCCAGGAGAAGGAAGGAAUCAUGGAAAACCUCUUCAAGUGGGCCAGAGAAGCAGAACAGCCCCUGCGCACCUACGCCAUAGGACUGCUGGGGGGAGCCAUGGAGAACCAGGAUAUCGCUGCCAAUUACCGUGAUGAGAACUCGCAGUUGGUUGCUCUCGUUUUGCGCCGACUACACGAGCUCCAGUCUAAAGAAACCUGCCCCAGGCCGGACGUUCGCCGCCAAAGCCCCCGUAAGCCUCUAGGGGAGCCGCUCCUUCCUCUAGACGAAGAGGCCGUGGACAUGGACUACGGCGAAAACAUGGUGGACGCCAGAGCUAAGGAUGGGGACGCCGACCUCUCGUUCCAGACGGAGGUCUCUCCGAGACUGGGAAUCCUCGUCAACUCCGACGGCACCGGACCGCCGCGGAGAACAAAAAUGGAUCUGGACAGCCACCGUAAGGUGAAACAGAAGCUGUGCUUCUCGGAGGCGGAGCGAGCGCCCAGCGAAUUAUCCAACAGCAGCUGGUCAGAGAUGUCUCCCUGGGUCAUAGGGACCAGUUAUAGCCUGUCCCCUCUCACUCCGGGCAUCGAACAAAGGCUCAUCCUCCAGUACCUGACCCCGCUGGGAGAAUAUCAAGAGCUGCUCCCCAUCUUCAUGCAGCUGGGCUCCCGCGAACUCAUGAUGCAUUACAUUGACUUGAAACGCACAAACGACGUUCUCCUCACCUUCGAAGCUCUUAAGCAUCUAGCUUCUUUGCUGCUCCACAACAAGUUUGCCGCCGAGUUCGUCGCUCACGGAGGAGUGCAGAAAUUGUUAGAAAUCCCACGGCCAUCGAUGGCGGCCACAGGGGUGUCUAUGUGUCUCUACUACCUGUCCUACAACCAGGACGCUAUGGAGCGGGUGUGUAUGCAUCCGCACAAAGUGCUCAGCGAUGUUGUGAAUUACACCCUGUGGCUCAUGGAAUGCUCCCACGCCUCCGGCUGCUGUCAUGCCACCAUGUUCUUUUCCAUCUGCUUCUCCUUCCGAGCUGUACUGGAGCUGUUCGACCACCAAGAUGGCCUCCGACGACUGGUGAACCUGAUCAGCACUCUAGAAAUCUUAAAUUUGGAAGACCAGGGAGCUCUGCUGAGCGAUGAUGAGAUUUUCGCAAGUCGCCAAACGGGGAAGCACACGUGCAUGGCUCUGCGACGAUACUUUGAGGCGCAUUUGGCCAUCAAGGUGGAGCAGGUCAAGCAAUCUCUGCAGCGGACAGAAGGAGGACUUCCAAUACAUCCUCCUCCUCCCUACAAGGCCUGCACAUACACCCGGGAGCAGAUUGUCGAGAUGAUGGAAUAUCUUAUAGAGUUUGGACCCUCUCAGCUGUACUGGGAGCCGGCUGAAGUGUUCCUGAAACUUUCCUGCGUCCAGCUGCUUCUGCAGCUCAUCUCCAUCGCCUGCAGCUGGAAGACUUAUUACGCCAGGAACGACACGGUCCGCUAUGCUCUGGAUGUCCUCGCUAUCCUUACCGUGGUGCCAAAGAUUCAGCUGCAGUUGGCGGAGUCGGUUGAUGUUUUGGAUGAAAGCGGCUCCACUGUCACUACUGUUGAUGUUUCGUGUACCAUAUCCUAUAAUAAUGGCAUAAGCAUCGUGUUGGGAGUCGCGGAGGGUGAAGUCUUCACCCACGACGCCGAAGUCCAGAAAUCUGCCCUGCAGAUCAUCAUCAAUUGUGUCUGCGCUCCGGAGGCUCGAAUCUCCAGCAUCGGCAAAUACGUCUCGGGGACGCCUCGCCGACGGGUUCCGCUCUCCCACUCCUACCCGCCGCACGGCAGCGGGGAGCCGACGCUGUCCAAGAUGUGGAAUGUCGUGCAGUCCAAUAACGGCAUCAAGGUUCUCCUGUCCCUCUUGUCGGUGAAGAUGCCCAUCACAGACGCCGACCAGAUCCGCGCGCUGGCCUGCAAGGCGCUGGUGGGUCUGAGUCGAAGCGGCUCCGUCCGUCAGAUUAUCAGCAAGCUGCCUUUAUUCAGCAGCAGUCAAAUCCAGCAGCUGAUGAAGGAGCCGAUCCUCCAGGACAAGCGCAGUGAACACGUCCGGUUCUGCAAGUACGCUGCUGAGCUGAUCGAGAGGGUCUCGGGAAAGCCUCUGUUGAUCGGUAGCGAUGUAUCUUUGGCGCGGCUGCAGAAGGCUGACGUGGUGGCGCAGUCGCGGAUCACCUUUCCGGAGAAGGAACUCCUGCUGUUAAUUCGUAACCAUCUCGUCUCUAAGGGGCUGCAGGACACAGCGGCGGCCCUGACUAAAGAGGCUGACCUGCCUAUGACUGCUGCGCUGCAUUCCUCCUUCUUACCAGUAACCGCCACGCAGCCCCCGGCUACCUCAUCGCCUGUUACCCUGCCACGUACGCCGCGCAUCCAAGCACGCCUCGCUAGCAGCUCCAUUUGCCCUCACCUUGUGGCCCGACCUCAGCUGCCUUCCCUGUCGCCAGCCCCUGUGUCUGCAGGCUCUCCUCACAUUGGACGCAUUAGCUUCGGGCGAGAGCGCCACUCCCCCUGCAACGGGAAGAGGAGCCGCGUCCUGCGGCAAAAGUCGGACCAUGGUGCCUAUAGCCAAAGUCCAGCCAUCAGGAAGCAACUGGAGCGGCUCGUGCCUUCGCCGCCCACACUGGACAGUAUUAUGACUGAAUACCUACGGGAACAGCACGCCCGCUGCAAGAACCCCGUAGCCAUCUGCCCCCCUUUCUCUCUCUUCACCCCGCAUCAGUGCCCCGAGCCCAAACAGCGCAGACAAGCCCCAACCAAUUGCACCUCACGACUCACCCGCCGAGCUGCCUUCCCCAAAUACGGGGGCGUGGAUGGGGGCUGCUUCGACCGCCAUCUCAUAUUCGGCAGGUUCCGUCCAAUCUCAGUUUUCCGAGAGGCCAACUUGGACGAAAGUGGCUUUACGUGUUGUGCGUUCUCGGCGCGGGAGCGUUUCCUGAUGUUGGGGACCUGCACAGGGCAGCUAAAACUCUACAAUGUGUUCAGUGGACAGGAAGAAGCCAGUUACAACUGUCACAUCUCCGCUAUAACGCACUUGGAGCCAUCGCGGGACGGGUCUCUCCUACUGACUGCUGCAACAUGGAGCCAGCCGCUGUCUGCCUUGUGGGGCAUGAAGUCCGUCUUUGACAUGAAACAUUCAUUCCCCGACGAUCAUUAUGUGGAGUUCAGCAAACACUCUCAAGAUCGCGUCAUCGGCACAAAGGAAGACGUGGCUCAUAUUUACGAUAUCCAGACGGGUCAGAAGUUGCUGACUUUAUAUAACCCCGACUUGGCCAAUAAUUACAAGAGGAACUGUGCUACUUUCAACCCCACAGAUGACCUGGUGCUGAACGAUGGGGUCCUGUGGGAUGUUCGCUCCUCUCAAGCCAUCCACAAGUUUGAUAAGUUCAACAUGAACAUCAGCGGGGUGUUCCAUCCCAACGGGUUGGAGGUCAUCGUCAACACCGAAAUUUGGGACCUUCGAACCUUCCAUCUCCUACACACAGUGCCUGCACUGGACCAGUGCCGAGUCGUCUUCAACAACACAGGGACCGUUAUGUAUGGAGCCAUGCUUCAGGCCGAUGAUGAAGACGACCUUCUGGAGGAGAGAAUGAAGAGUCCAUUUGGUUCGUCGUUUCGCACAUUUAAUGCCACAGAUUAUAAACCCAUUGCUACUAUUGAUGUGAAGAGGAAUAUUUUUGACCUUUGCACAGACACGAAAGAUUGCUAUCUGGCUGUGAUUGAGAAUCAAGGCACAAUGGACGCUCUGAACAUGGACACGGUGUGCCGGUUGUAUGAGGUGGGCCGGCAGCGUCUGGCUGAGGACGAGGAUGAAGAGGAAGAUCAGGAGGAGGAAGAGCAGGAGGAUGAAGACGACGAUGAUGACGACGACGAUUCUGAUGAUCUGGAGCCUCUGCUGGAUGCUGAGAUAGAAGAGGAGGAAGAGGCCGGAGAACAGGCAGGAGAGGAUGGAGAGAAUGAUUUCUCCCCCUCUGAUGAUGAAGAGUUGGCCAAUCUUCUGGAUGAUGAUGAGGAAGGACAUGACGAUGAUGAUGACGACUCCGAUAUGGACCCCGAGGUGGAGCUCAUUCUGGGAGACUCGGACAGCUCUGACAAUUCGGACCUUGAAGACGACAUCAUCCUGGCACUAAACGAAUGAGGAAUGGUGUGUCCAGCGAGCGUACACAGGGUCUUUUUCCCUCCCUGGAGUCACUGUGAGGAGCGCCAGAGCAGCCAGGUACGAAGGUGGAGCGGCGUAUUACCUGUGACAACUCCACCCCUAAAUAAAAAAUAAAAACACACCCCGGCCCGUCCUGGAGGUCUCACUUCUCAUCUCUGUUCCUGCAAACUCCAAGGCGGACUUUUUUUUUUUUUUUUUUUUCUUUUUUGUAAAACAGAGCUCUUAAAAAAAAGAAUAAAUUAGUUUUAUAUAAAAAACUGAAAAACCCACAACCAAAAACAUCGAGUGCGGACGUUACCCCUCCCCCUCCUGACCUUGUGUUCAUUUUUCUUUGUUUUUUUUUGUUUUUCGCACAAAUGUAUUUAAUACAUGAAGAGGGUUUUUUUUUUUUUCGUCUCAAAACUUUGGCCAGCAAAGUAUUUUUAUGAUGAAAUUGUAAUAUAUUCCAUAGGAAAAGUGUAUUUUUGUUCCUUUUUAAAAGUGUGUGUGUAUUUUUUUUUGGGAGGGGGGGGUGUUGUUUUUGCGCGCCAACAAUGGCUCGAUCUGUCUGUCUGAUGUUAAUCGAUUUUAAUCAGGAUUCAGGUUCGUGCUUUUGAUGUGGGGGGCGGUUGAUGGAGCGAAGGAGAGAACAUUAAAGCUUUACUCCAGGUUGAA